Miscanthus lutarioriparius is the source of this 669-nucleotide messenger RNA. NCBI's taxonomy places the organism in Eukaryota, Viridiplantae, Streptophyta, Magnoliopsida, Poales, Poaceae. The record is from the annotation of a GenBank genome assembly.
AUGUGCACCAUCGCUCCUCGCGCCGCCGCUCCAGGCUUCGGCGCCACCGCGUUCCUCGACCGGCAGCGGGGCGUCGUCGCCGCGGUGGCUCCGACCGCGACUUCGGGCCACAACGCUGGGGAGCCGACACGCCUUAUUGCCCGCGCCUCCGAGGUGUCUACCGCAACCGCUCGGAAGCGUGGCCGCCACGACGGCUUCGAGCACGUCGUCGUCGACCCUGCAGCCUCGUCAGCGCUGCGGAUCCGGAUGGACGCGGAGCUCGUCGCCCUCAAGACUCAGAUCACGGCACCAGCAGCGAAUUCAAAGCAACAGCAGCGCCCAGCGGCCAAGAACCCGAUCGUUCUGGAAGUUCCCAGCAAGCAGCAGCGACCAGCAGAGACACCAGCAGCAGCGAAGCAGCAGCAGCACCCGGUCCAGCGUGCAGCGGCGGCCAAGACGGAAGUUCCGAAGAAGCGGCGGCCGGAGGAGGAGAAGGAGCUUGCGCGCGCAGCCGCAAGGGAGCAGUUCCGGCAGAUGCUGCUGGAGAUGGAGAAGUCGGCGCUGCCCGAUGAGACGAUAUACCCGGAGGACCUACAGGAGCUCGGCAUACCAUUCGAGUUUGUCGUGACUCGGACGUGGAAGCAGGCGCUGGAAGAUCACGCCAAGAAAGUGGAGUUCGUAGGCGUCUAG